Penicillium brevicompactum is the source of this 930-nucleotide messenger RNA. RefSeq lists its product as uncharacterized. The transcript has a single exon. The coding region runs from base 1 to 930 and encodes 309 amino acids. The record is from RefSeq and is a predicted model, not a curated record. NCBI's taxonomy places the organism in Eukaryota, Fungi, Ascomycota, Eurotiomycetes, Eurotiales, Aspergillaceae.
AUGGCCUCCGCAAACCCCAAUCCCAACAGCUUCGAAGCCCUGGGCGGGGAAGUCUCUCUGUAUGAGCCUAAAGGGAAAGCAAGCCCACCGGCCGACGCUAGCGCGCCGGCACUGGUCAUCCUCUGCACCUGGGUCGGGGGAGCCACUCCCCGCCGCAUCAACAAAUACGUUUCUCAAUAUCAACUCCUUUACCCAGCAACCAGCGUUCUCGUCCUGACAUCAAAUGUUGUCAAUGUGGCGUUCCGACCCCUUAGCAUGAUCCGAUCCCGUCUGAAGACAGCAUGUGAGGCUGCUCGCCGGAUAUUAACGAUCGCGGGAAAUGGGAAUGCCCAGCCCGGUACACUGCUCCACAUGUUCUCGCACGGUGGAGCAGUGACCGGAUGUCAGUUCGCUUUGGCAAUGAAAGAGACCGAAGACCGGGGCGCACCCUUCUUCGCGAGCCUCAAGGGCAUCAUAUUGGACUGCUGUCCCGGAGAUAAUAGCCUCGGCAAGUCAUACGCUGCGGCGCGUGUCGCGGUUCCUGAUAACCCAACUGCUCAACUCCUGGGCAGGGCACUUCUCUACCCGGCUAUGUCUGUUGUUGUUGGUUUGCAGCAGGCUGGUGUCCUGCGUUCCGUACGGGCGUUGCGAGCUCUGCUUAAUGAUCCGAAUACUUUUGGAUCGAGUCCGGGGAGAUUGUAUAUUUAUACCAAGGAGGACCCGGUAGUUGGCUGGACUGAUGUUCAGGAGCAUCUUGAAGAAGCUCGCAGUUUGGGGUACCGCGUGGAACAGGCUCUCUUUGAGCAUGGUGCGCAUUGUGGGUUAAUAAUGGAGAACCCUGUUCAAUAUUGGGGUGCUGUUCAAACGUUCUGGGGUGGUGAGAAGGUUCCAAAUCAUCAGAUACCUGGCCCGUCUCAAGUCUCUCAGAUCAGUGUGCGCAGUCGCCUAUGA